CCCAGCGGACUGGAUGCAAAAGUGCACACGGAAAUGGCGUUUAGCUUGCUGUUAGCAUGUGAUACUAGUUUGCUUCCCUGCUACAAAAACAAAGCAGCGUUCAUGCAGCGUUUCUCACUCAGCUUCCGCUCGGUGUUAAUCGGUUAAGAUGCAGCAAACGUGUGUUUGCUGUUUUUAUGCCAAGUCCUCUUUUACUGACCUUUGACUUAAUAUAAACAGGAACCUCUAACGUUAGCUUAGCAACUUUGGCUUGGUGUGCUGUCAAAAAGUUAUGGACCACCACAUUUCCAGCAGCAGCUAUCACAAACACCAGUCCUCAUACAAAAGAGAAAGAGAUGACGGUGGAAGAAAUCCAUGUGAGAGUAAACGCUUCAGAACGAACAACCAGCACCAGUAUCAGUCUGGUUCAGCUCCGGGGCAAAACCCUUUGAGCUCCAGGACUUUAAGUACCAGAAAGGAACUUUAUGAACGAGACUUUCCUGUUUACAAACAGCCUGUGGAAGUGGGAUGUUUUUCCCUCAACUCUGAGCGUAGAUUCUUCAAUGACAGCAGGCAGAUGAGGUAUUAUGUGGAGCCUGACAGAAAUCCAAAUUUUGACCUGAGGGAUGGAUACAGGGAUCGCUUUAUAAAGAGAGACGACAGCGUGAAGGAGAGGCUGGACCAUAUCCUCCGGUGGAUGGUAGCCAGUAAAUCAAAGCUUAACCCAAGGGUGGCAGCAGCUUCAUCACGCACAUUGGAUGUCGACUUUGUGACGUGGCGGGGCCAUCUGACCAAGCUACUGACCACUCCUUAUGAGACAAAGGAGGGCUGGUUGUUAGCAGUCACCAGGUUCAGGGGCACGUUUUACAUCAGCGAGGUGGAAACUGAAACUGCUCGCAGGGAACGGGAAAACCGCACUGAGAGGCAUGAAGAGAUGAUGUACUGGGGAUACAAGUUUGAGCAAUAUACAUGUGCAGAUAACGCCCACAGUUCACCUGACCCUGGAGGAGUCGUUAACACCAACGAGGCCUUCUGCACUGUGGUGCAAACUCGGCUCGCAGAUCACAGAUUGCUGUUCUCUGGCGAGGUGGACUGUCGGGACAAAGAUCCCAAAGCUCCGGCUCCUCCUGCCUGUUACGUGGAGCUGAAGACCUCUGCAGAGAUCUGCACUCCCAAACAGCGCAGCAACUUCCACAGGUUCAAAUUGCUAAAGUGGUGGGCCCAGUCGUUUCUCCCGGGAGUCCCUCGAGUGGUGGCAGGUUUCCGAGAUCAGGAAGGUGUAGUUGUUUCUGUGGAGACCUUUCACAUCUCUAAGAUUUCCCAUCUCAUCAAGAACGAGUACAACUGCUGGAAGCCGACUGUAUGUAUGAACUUCUGCUGCGAUUUCCUGUCUUUUGUGAAGCGCGUAGUUACUGAAGACAGUCAUAGAGUUGUGUACCUGUUCUCCUGGGAGCCCUACAAAGAUGUUACCUACUCUGUCCACAGAGACUCUCAGUAUUGCUUCCUGCCACUCUGGUAUGUUGAGGAGAUGACCAGUAAUGAAGACUCCCACCAUCAGCCCAAAGUGUAAUUUAUACUUUUGCAUUAAAUCUAUGUAGAACCUGUGAUGUAGCUUAUGUUAAGUGGCCGACCCUGUUACCAGUGCUGGAGUGCCUGUGUUCCUCACAAUUUUGCUGCCAAAAAAUGGUAGUUUGAUAACGGGGUUUCUCUCUUGGAGUUGAUUGAUUCUCGUCCAAUCAAUUUGAAGAAGGAGCCAUAAAUGCAUAGGAGGAAGGGAGGGGCACAUCAGCAUAAGUUAUAGCAUAGGAUUUGUGGUUAUAAUGUCACUAUGGCAUAGAUUUAUCGCAGAAGUAUAAAUCCAGCAAAAGGCGCGAGUCCAUCAUUAAACUGUAGACCUCCAGUGGAGGGUUCUGUACCAAAAUAUGGACAUUUGAUUUGUUAGAAAUUUGCACGAGCUCACUCAUCAGUCUUCUGGGGCGAUUUAAUCAUUUGUUAAGCAGCACUGAAUUAGAUUGUUGUAUUGGUUUAAA
Messenger RNA from Archocentrus centrarchus (flier cichlid), 2009 nucleotides. RefSeq names its product decapping exoribonuclease (gene dxo). Gene Ontology annotation, biological process: NAD-cap decapping; nuclear-transcribed mRNA catabolic process. The record is from RefSeq and is a predicted model, not a curated record. Gene Ontology annotation, cellular component: cytosol; nucleus. The transcript is spliced from 7 exons. Lineage: Eukaryota; Metazoa; Chordata; Actinopteri; Cichliformes; Cichlidae. Gene Ontology annotation, molecular function: mRNA 5'-diphosphatase activity. The coding region runs from base 272 to 1549 and encodes 425 amino acids.